AUGGCCGCAUCAACAGCGUCCCCGCCCCCCUCCCCCUCGAAACCCGACCCGGGGUACUUCGUCGGCGUGCCCGCGUCGGCCCAGACGUGGCCCGGGCCCGGGGGCGACGCGGGGCGCCUGAGCCCGGACAUGCUCCGCGCCUUCGAGAGCGCGCGCGACGGCGACACGGCGCCGCUCCCCGCGGCGGCGCCCCCCUCGUCCUCGAAGGGCGCGAAGGCCCUGUUGAGCAUGUUCGAGCCUCCGGUGACCGCGGCGCCCUCGUCAAAACGGAAUCCCUGCGCCCCGGCCGCGCCGGGGCUUCAACGCCAAAACCCGAAGCAGCUCGUUCCGGAUACGGCCUUCGACGCGCUCGCCGGGCGCCCCAUCGGGGCCUUCCGCGGCCACGUCGGGAAGCUCUUCUCGAGCUGGUGGACGGGCGCGAACGCCCACACCUACAGCGGCGCGGGCCUGCCCCGCAUCGCCAGCGAGGAGUGGCGCUACAGGGCGGCGUCCCCGAACGGCGCCGCCGGCGCGUUCCUGUCCGUGGACGACGAUGCCCCGGCCCUGGAGACGGGGUCGGGCCCCCUGGGCCCGACGCGGCUCACGGGCCGCCUGAGCAGCGCCCUGCAGGAGAGCUUCCGCGGGUCCGUGCGCAUGAGCAGCCAGGAGGUCGACGCCAUGCAGGAGAGCUUCCGGAAGCGCAAGGCGAAGCAGGGCGCCCUCGAGAAGGGCCAGUUCCCGGAGCAGAAGGGCGCGAUGUUCCCCGUGCUCGACCCGGACAGCGACGCGCGCUUCUCCUGGGACUGCUACCUCAUGGUGCUCAUCUUCUACGUCAUGCUGGUGACGCCCUUCCAGCUCUCGUUCACGAACGCGCCGACGCACCCGAAGGACACGUUCACGCUCGGCAGCCCCUCGGGCUACAACAAGUACAUCGGCCUCUGGGUCUCGAACAUCUUCGUCGACAUCGCCUUCAUCUGCGACCUCGUCCUCGCCUUCAACACGGGCUUCUUCGACCACAACGAGGGCGAGUGGGUCGUGUCGCGCGACCGCAUCGCGCGCGGCGCCCGCGUCCCGGGGUGGGCCUACUUCCGGAGCUGGUUCUGGCUCGACUUCCUGAGCGUGCUGCCGUACAACGCGAUCGGCGGCGGCAACGCGGGCUUCCUGAAGAUGCUCAAGUGCGUGCGCCUCCUCAAGCUCUUCCGCGUCUUCAAGCAGCCGCGCAUCAUGGCGCGCAUCGCCGCGCGGAACACGAUGCGCGCGGGCCAGCAGGCCGUGCUCAAGUACAUCGCGAUCCUCUUCUUCCUGCUCCACUGGGCGGCCUGCGCCGUCCGCAUGAUCGGCUUCCUCACGCUCGACGGCUGCCACGCCAAGGACAACCUCGGCGACGACCCGGCCAUGACCUGCGGCGAGACGAUUUUAGCCAAGUACUGGAACCGGGGCAUCUGGGCGCAGUACGUCAACGCGCUCGUCUGGGCGCUCGGCACGCUCCAGGGCGGCACGGACGCGACGACGGUGGCCGAGGAGGUGCUCUGCCUCGUCGUCGGCCUCCUGGGGUGCAUCGUCAUGGCCUUCCUCGUCGGCGACCUCUGCAACGUCGUCGGCAACAUGGACCCCGUGGGCAACGACUACAGCCUGACCAUGGACACGCUCAACAACUGGUUCGACGAGUCCCAGCUCCCCGUGCACCUGCGCAAGCAGCUGCGGGAGUACAUGGGCCUCGCGGAGAAGUCGUUCCGCGACGCGCACAACAAGGCGACGCUCGAGCGGCUCUCGCCGACGCUCAAGGCCGUCGUCAUGCACCACAACCUGGAGCGCGAGGUGGCGAACAUCCCCUUCUACGCGGCCGCCGUGACGCGCGCCUACGCGCUCCAGCCGGGCCGCCGGCUCUCGAUCACGCCGAGCGACAACUUCCAGCGCGGCGCGCCGCGCGGCGGCGAGCGCUGCGGCCAGCCGCGGACCGCGACGAUGAUCGAGCUCGACUCCAACCUGGAGAUGCUCGUCAAGUACGACGACGGCGAGACGGAGGAGGAGGUGCCCGUGAGCCGCGUCAACGUCCACGGCUACCGCCUCGGCCCCGCGUUCGAGCGCCAGAUGGACGCGUUCAUCUACCAGCACGACCGCUUCGUGCUCGCGCUGAGCACGCACGUGAGCACCAAGUUCUUCAUGACGGGCGACGUCAUGGUCCACGCGAACCAGAGCCUCAACACGGAGAUGUUCAUCAUCUCCACGGGCCGCGCGCUCGUCUGGGGCGACAAGUCGGCGAACCCCGUGUUCUCGUUCACGCGCAAGUCCGUCUACGACACCAUCGGCGACGACAUCUGCAUGCUCACGGUCGCCGGCCGCAGCCCGACGCCGCGCCUCUACAGCGUGCGGUCGACGACGACGACGGAGUGCUCCGUGCUCGACGGCCCGCCGUUCGUCGAGACCGUCGGCAACGGCCAGUUCUCCGCGUUCUACCGGGGCAUGCGCAAGUACGGCGCCUGGCAGCUCCUCCGCUACGCCAUCCUCCGGUCCGUGCGCCUCAAGCAGCGCCUGGGCACGCCCUUCGAGGCGUCGCUGCCCGCGCUCGGCGCCGGCGCGUGCGAGCCCGACGCCGUCAAGGAGGCCGCGGCCGACGCCGUGCAGGUCCUGCUCAAGAAGGUGCUCGCGACGGACGCGGGCAAGCUCGAGGGCCUCGCCGAGGUCGCGGGGGCGACGCUCUGCCGGAGCCUCGAGGCCGUGAAGCAGAUCCUCGCGGACCCGGCGGCCGCGGCGCUCGCGGAGCAGGAGGCCGUCGAGAAGGUCACGGCGUCGACGGCGCCCGUCGGCUCCCUCUCCAUGUUCCUCGAGCGACCCACCUACCCCUCGGGCCGCUUCUACGCCCCCAACCGCCCGAGCCAGGACCAGGACGCCCUCGCGAACCGGAGCUGCUUCUCCCUCGGCGCGGAGGCGCCCCGGGCCGUCCCGCUCCCCCCGGGCGUCAACACCGACGGCACGCCCUGCCCCGGCGGCCCGCGACAACCCGCGACGAACGCCAACAUCCCUGCGUUGUACCUCACGUUUCCCUCAGUUGAAGAUUUAGAACAUCCCGGCGCCAUCACGGCGGGCAGCCUUUUCUCGCGCGCGCGCGAGGCCCCUGUUACAUACGCGCCGUCGGGCAUGACCAUGUCCUACGGCAGCAUCGCGGCGGCGGCGCCCGCGCCGCCGUCGCGGCUCCCGCCGCUGGGGCGGCUCCUGGCGGCGUUCGGCGCCGUCGGCGCCUGGGUCGUCGUCGCGGGCGCCGCGCGGUCGUCGCGGUUCCGCCCGACGCUCGCGGCGGCCGGCGCGGCCGACGCGGUGUCGGAGCCGGGCUACGCGGUUUCGCGCCACCCCGUGAGCGUCGACCAGGCCCUCGAGGCCUGCGCCGCGCUCCCCGCCACGCCCGAGACGUACCGCGACUGCCCCGCGGCGGACACGACGAUGUGGUGCCUCCGCAUGCGGAGCGCGUUCAAGUCCGGGGCGUUCGACCCGGCGGACUGCGACACGGAGAUGUGCCUGAGCAUGGCGACGUCGCCCUGCGCUCAGAGCUGCGUCGGCGCGGACGGAUCCUUCGCCGAGGCCGGGUGGUUCGAGCCGUGCGCGUGGGACGCGAUGGUCCACUUCGACGCCUUCUGCGACGGCACCUGGACGCCCGCGCUGCCGGCCGCCGUGGGCGCCGUGAAGGACGGCGACGACGACGCCGCCUACGCCGCCGCCAAGGCCCUGGGCGCGGACGGCGGCAACGACGUCGACGACCCGGACGCGCUCAACAAGUGCGACGCCAAGGCCUUCUGCCUGGCCUGCGGCGCCGACGACGCGUCGGCGGAGUCGUGCCGCGCGGCGCUGGCGCCCGUCGGCGGCGUGCUGGCCUCCUUGCCCUGGGGCGACGGGCAAGCGUGGGGCGGCGCGCCCGUCGUCCCAAACCGGCCCGCGGACGCGGGCUACGCGGACCCCGCCCGCCGCCGCCUCGGCCAGGGCGGCGAGGGCGGCGUCGCCGUGCUCCUCAACAAGGGCGACUUCUGCGGAAACGACGAACGCGCGUAG
Aureococcus anophagefferens is the source of this 4020-nucleotide messenger RNA. RefSeq lists its product as hypothetical. The transcript is spliced from 4 exons. Gene Ontology annotation, molecular function: voltage-gated potassium channel activity. Gene Ontology annotation, biological process: potassium ion transmembrane transport; regulation of membrane potential. NCBI's taxonomy places the organism in Eukaryota, Pelagophyceae, Pelagomonadales, Pelagomonadaceae. Gene Ontology annotation, cellular component: membrane. The record is from RefSeq and is a predicted model, not a curated record. The coding region runs from base 1 to 4020 and encodes 1339 amino acids.